UAAUUAAAUAAAAAUGAUUAGGUGGUAAAAUUACUAAGUUAAAUUUUAUUUAAAUAAAUAAAUAAUGAAUUAAAUUUAGAUAUAAGAUAAAUGUGAUACAAUAAUGUAGUCAAGAUUUUGUUGAGGGUAGGUACUUUCAAAGUCUUCGCACUUCGUGUCUUAAUGCUUUUUGGUUUUUGCUGACUAAACUCACGAGCUGUGUUCUGGUUUGGCUCUAAUUGAAGAUAAUAUCUUAAUACUCUUUGUAGUUAGGGCUUUUGUAAUGUUAGGCAGUUGUUGGUGAUCCGACUUUUCUGGGUGUGUCUUAAUUUUUUUUUUAUAUAAAAAAGGAUAUAUAUAUAUAUAUAUAUAUGGCGGGUCCAGGAGAUGAUGAUGAGCAGCAUGAUCCAAUUCUUGACGGUAAAAGAGAAGCUGAAGCAAGAUCUCUGGCCUGUGUUUCUGGUGGUGGUAGUGGUGAGAGAGAUAUGGCUCCUUCUGCUCCUGGGCCUUCUAUUCACAGAUCCGGCUCUAGGCCACAGCUUGAUCUGAGCAAAGCUGAAAUUCAGGGCAAUUUCGAGGAGAGAGAUCCCACCAUUCUAUUGCCUAAUCAGUCUGAUGAUAUCUCUCAUUUGGCACUUGAUAUUGGUGGAUCUCUGAUAAAGUUGCUGUAUUUCUCACGUCGGCACGAGGAGGACUACUCAAACGAUGAUGAUAAGCGGAAGAGGACCAUCAAGGAGAGGUUGGGUAUAAUAACCAGUGGCAACCUCAGAAGCUAUCCUGUUCUUGGUGGUAGACUUCACUUCGUCAAGUUUGAGACGCACAAAAUAAAUGAGUGCUUGGAUUUUAUCCAUUCUAAGCAGCUUCAUCGCCGAGAUCCUUAUCCUUGGAGUUCGAAGACCCUUCCUUUGGGGACUGGUGUUAUUAAGGUUACAGGUGGUGGGGCCUAUAAAUUUGCAGACUUGUUCAAGGAACGGCUGGGCGUUAGUAUUGAAAAAGAAGAUGAAAUGCAUUGCCUUGUUUCUGGUGCAAAUUUUUUGCUCAAGGCUAUUCGACACGAGGCCUUCACGCACAUGGAGGCUGAGAAAGAAUUUGUACAGAUAGAUCCCAAUGACUUGUACCCCUAUCUUCUUGUUAACGUUGGAUCUGGUGUCAGCAUAAUCAAGGUUGAUGGGGAAGGAAAGUUUGAACGUGUGAGUGGGACAAAUGUUGGUGGUGGUACCUAUUGGGGCUUAGGAAAACUUCUAACCAAGUGCAAGAGUUUCGAUGAACUGCUAGAACUCAGCCAAAAGGGAGACAAUAGUACCAUUGACAUGCUUGUUGGUGAUAUAUACGGUGGCAUGGAUUACUCCAAGAUUGGCCUCUCUGCUUCAACAAUAGCUUCUAGUUUUGGCAAGGCCAUAUCUGAAAACAAGGAGCUGGAAGAUUACAGACCUGAAGAUAUCUCCUUGUCUCUUUUGCGGAUGAUCUCAUACAACAUUGGACAGAUAUCAUACUUGAACGCCCUUCGCUUUGGGUUGAAGAGAAUAUUUUUUGGAGGAUUUUUCAUAAGGGGUCAUGCUUAUACCAUGGACACAAUCUCGUUUGCUGUACAUUUCUGGUCGAAAGGUGAGAUGCAAGCUAUGUUCUUGAGGCAUGAAGGCUUUCUUGGUGCUAUGGGCGCGUUCAUGAGCUAUGAGAAGCACGGAUUGGAUGAUUUAAUGUCACAUCAGUUGGUGGAGAGGUUCCCAAUGGGUGCACCAUACACUGGAGGAAAUAUCCAUGGACCACCACUCGGUGACCUGAACGAGAAGAUUUCGUGGAUGGAGAAGUUUGUGCGUAGAGGAACUGAAAUAACUGCGCCUGUACCGAUGACUCCAUCGAAAACAACUGGUCUUGGAGGGUUUGAUGUUCCUUCAUCAAGAGGUAGUCCUCUAAGAUCUGACGCCAGUGCUUUAAAUGUUGGCGUUCUCCAUCUUGUUCCCACGCUAGAGGUGUUCCCUUUGCUGGCUGACCCCAAAACGUAUGAGCCUAACACGAUUGACUUAUCAGACCAAGGCGAAAGAGAGUACUGGCUCAAAGUGUUGUCUGAGCAUUUGCCAGACCUCGUUGAUACGGCUGUGGCUAGUGAAGGAGGAACUGAAGAUGCGAAAAGGCGUGGUGAUGCUUUUUCUCGUGCUUUUUCUGCUCAUUUGGCAAGAUUGAUGGAAGAGCCAGCUGCAUAUGGAAAGCUGGGGCUAGCAAAUCUCCUGGAACUUAGGGAAGAAUGCUUAAGGGAAUUCCAGUUUGUUGAUGCCUAUAGUAGCAUCAAGCAAAGGUAUUAAAACAUAGUCGUCCUAUGAUCUCUUUCUCUUU
This is a messenger RNA of Raphanus sativus (radish), 2310 nucleotides long. Its product is annotated as pantothenate kinase 2-like. Gene Ontology annotation, biological process: coenzyme A biosynthetic process. Gene Ontology annotation, molecular function: pantothenate kinase activity; ATP binding. The transcript has 15 exons. The record is from RefSeq and is a predicted model, not a curated record. NCBI's taxonomy places the organism in Eukaryota, Viridiplantae, Streptophyta, Magnoliopsida, Brassicales, Brassicaceae. Gene Ontology annotation, cellular component: cytosol; nucleus. The coding region runs from base 351 to 2279 and encodes 642 amino acids.